UUGAGCUCAGUCUAAAAACGGCAGUUAGAGCGAUUGACCAGUCAUCUGCUGCCCCUGCUGCACACACACACUAGUCAGAUAGACAGUUAGUCAGUCAGUCAGUCAGUCAGUCAGUCAGUCACUAGGCGCUUGUUCGUUCUUGUGUUCCGCUCCGAAUUAAGUUGCUUUGAUUAUUCGUAUUUGAAAUUGAAAUUGACCUUCUUGGUGGACGCGUUUUAGUGAAAACAAUAAAAGCAAAAAUCGAAUCAUAGACACAAAGAAAUCGUAGAACGAACAGCAACAAUAACAGCAAUGACGCCGGUAAAGUUCUAUUUCGAUUUUCUUAAUCAGGCUAGCCGAUCCCUUUACAUACUAUUGGAGGCAUCCAAGAUUCCAUUCGAGGCGAUACCCAUAUCAAUGGUCAAAGGUGAGCACUUAACGGGCGAGUUUCGGGACAAAGUCAAUCGGUUCCGCAAGCUGCCCGCGAUCACCGAUCACGGCUAUCAACUGUCCGAGAGCGUGGCCAUCUUCCGUCAUCUGGCGCGCGAGAAGCUCGUGCCGGAGCACUGGUAUCCGCACCGUCACCUGGGCCGCAGUCGUGUCGACGAGUAUCUCGCCUGGCAGCAGACCAACAUGGAUGUGGCGUGCACCGACUACUUCCAGCAAAAGUGGCUGGUGCCCUACCUACAGAAAACGCGACCCUCCGAUAAUGCGGUGAAUUCAGCUAGCAAGCAGCUGGAGCACACGCUUAAUGACUUCGAGGAGCUGUUCCUGAAUUCCCGUAAAUUUAUGCUAGGCGAGAACAUUUCGUAUGCGGACCUCAGUGCCAUCUGCGAAAUAGACCAGCCGAAGAGCAUUGGCUACAAUACCUUCAAGAAUCGAAAUAAGCUGGCCCGCUGGUACGAAGCAGUGCGCGAGGAGCUGGGCCCCUACUACACCGACGUCCAGAAGGAGUUCGAGGCCAAGCUGAAGCUGACCAAUGAUGCUGCGCAGGGCGAGAAGCAGGCGCAGGCGGUCAAGCAAUGAUCAGCCCAGAUCGCAGCAGCUUUUGUUUAUAUAAAUGUCUAUAUAUGUAUAUAUACCCUGUACACAUUGGAGAGAGGGUGUCGUUGGGACGCUGUAGUAUGCUUACACCUACUUUUGUCUGUCUUUCAGUUUGUUUAUCAUUUUAAGAUCGUUUCAGGAUCGAUUCAAAUAUCUUUUAGAACUAACUUUUUCACAUCGGAAAUUCGAACUCUAACUUUUCACUAGUCUUAAAUCGAAUCAGUCUACCUAAUGCCUACAGGGUUAAAAAUUCUAUAUAUUCGGUAACCGAAGAUAACUUUAUUUUGUAUUUUGUAUUUUUUUUUUUUUUUUUUUACCGUAUGUAGCUGUUACGUAUUAAACUGUGUGUAUAUUUUAAGAGAGCUAUGUUAAAAUAUUGUAUCGCAAGAAACCCCCGAGUUUUAAGCUAGUUUGGUCUACAUUGUAAAGCCGCUCUGAUAUAUUGUUACGAAUCGAUGUUUUCUACAGACUUAUAUGUGAAGCGAUAUAUGUAUGUACCUUAAAGAUAUUUGCCUACCUGUUCCCGCAUCUAUUCCACUGUGAUGAGAGUAUUCGACAGUCGAUUGUAACCGACUGCACAGUUCUCACUUGUUGAAAUGUACGACUUUAAUAAAUUGGUUUUGUUUUUA
Messenger RNA from Drosophila mojavensis, 1652 nucleotides. RefSeq names its product glutathione S-transferase theta-3 (gene GstT4). Lineage: Eukaryota; Metazoa; Arthropoda; Insecta; Diptera; Drosophilidae. The transcript is spliced from 4 exons. The record is from RefSeq and is a predicted model, not a curated record. Gene Ontology annotation, cellular component: cytoplasm. Gene Ontology annotation, molecular function: glutathione transferase activity. The coding region runs from base 292 to 1005 and encodes 237 amino acids. Gene Ontology annotation, biological process: glutathione metabolic process.